AUGCGUUUCCGCCAGAAAGAGAGAAUCGACUAUGGACCAGAGCAUGAGAAGGAUAAGCCGCCGGAAUUUGUUGGUCUAAGAGAUCGUAUUGCGCAUUUUACAUGGACAUGGUUUGCGGCGACGAUGUCCACAGGAGCCCUUGCUGUAGUGUUGGGCAAUACCCCAAACACAUUCACGGGAUUACAGACGAUCGGCAAAGUCGUUUUCAUCUUUGAUAUCCUUCUCUUCUCCUUAUUCAAUAUUCUCAUGGCAUGGCGCUUCAUCCUGGUACCGCGCAAGAUGCUGGCCUCGCUACACCAUCCCGUUGAAGGCUUGUUCCAUGGCACUUACUGGGUAUCAGUUGCCCUGAUCCUGAACUGCGCAUAUAUCUACGGCAAUGCCGACACCGGACCGUGGUUUCCAAAAGCGCUUGAGGUCUGCUUUUGGAUGUACUGCGGCAUCGCGUUUAUCAUCGGCGUCAUUCAGUAUUCGAUGUUCUUCCGUCUUGAACGACUCAAUGUUACAGAUGCAGUCCCUGCUUGGAUCUUUCCCAUAUACCCGCUUUUGGUGGUAGGCACGCUGGCAGGCACUAUUCUACCAGCACAGCCAGACGGACCCAGCUGGAAUAUCUUCAUCGGCGGAGUACUAUUGCAAGGCGUGGCUUGGGUGGUUUCCUUCCUCAUGUACGCCAUCUACAUGCAACGACUGAUGACCGGCAACCUGCCGUCGCCCGCAACACGACCUGGCAUGUAUGUUUCAGUUGGUCCAGCCGGCUACACUGCAGCAGGUCUAAUCUCGUUAGCCAACCAAGCGCCCACCUUUAUCGGAGCAAACUACUGGACAGAGAGCACAGUUCACGACGGUGACAUCGUGCGUAUCUUCGGCAUCAUGUCUGGACUCUUUGUCAUCCUCUUCGCCUACUGGUUCUUCUUCAUCACGACCAUCGCUGUCCUAGCUGGUGUUUGGAAAAUGACAUUCUCGCUGAAUUGGUGGGCGUUCAUCUUCCCAAACGCUGGCCUAACUCUGGCAACGAUUCAGGCUGCUAAGGUUCUCAACAGCGAGAUACUGAACGGUAUUGCCAGUGCACUGACGAUCCUGCUUGUCAUCAUGUGGUUCAUAGUCACCCUCUUCUGCAUUCGCGCUGUCUACCGUGGCGAGAUAUUAUGGCCUGGUAAAGACGAAGAUAAAACUAUGGAGAGGAUUGCAUGGGGUUGGCAGAGCAAUAGGCACAAUCCUGAGGCAAGGAGGAUCAUUAACCUGGACGAUGUCUAG
Didymella exigua CBS 183.55 is the source of this 1251-nucleotide messenger RNA. RefSeq lists its product as uncharacterized. Gene Ontology annotation, molecular function: malate transmembrane transporter activity. The coding region runs from base 1 to 1251 and encodes 416 amino acids. The record is from RefSeq and is a predicted model, not a curated record. The transcript has 3 exons. NCBI's taxonomy places the organism in Eukaryota, Fungi, Ascomycota, Dothideomycetes, Pleosporales, Didymellaceae. Gene Ontology annotation, cellular component: membrane. Gene Ontology annotation, biological process: malate transmembrane transport.